AAGUUGCGGGAGCGCGACUUUAUCCGUGCGGUCCGGGAUUUUGACCACCACAGCAACAAAGUCGGGCUGAAGGAUUACCACCUGAAGCCGAAAGAGCAGUUCAAGCGGACUUCGGACGAUAUCGGCGACUUUUACACGACGACCGGCGGAACCACGGUUUUAAAGUACACACCGAAGGUGGGCGGCGUUCGGAUUCACGACGAGCAGCAGCUGACCCACCCAAAUAGCUUGGGGAACCAAGAACAGUUCCGCGAGUCGGGGAGCAGUAAGAUGUACGACUUUUCGCACCGAAAAGACUACGAUUUCCGUCCCUCGGUCAGGGAGCGGUUCUACACGACCCGGUGCGACACGGGCCGCGCGACCUCCGCGCCAAGGUGGAUCCGCAGGAAAGAUAUCGACGUGUUACAGCAGUACCGAAAAAUGGGGCCCGCCGGGCUGUCCCGUGCGGCGUACUUACACGAGGGGGAGGAGAGCGAGCCAUUGGAGGUGGGCCACGACGCGCUCUUCGGGGUCAGCGUCCACAAAAAGGACAGCUCCUUGAAAAUGGAGCGCCGGAAAAACAGCCCGGGAGUUGCUGGGAGCAAUAGAAAUACUAACAAGGGAGGUGGACGAGGUGGACCACGAGGAUCCCCGUUGUACUAUCAAGGUGAGCAAAAUGACACCACAAGUCUUCAGAAGAAGAACGUGAUCGCUAACAAAUCGCACCCGGACCACCUGAACGCCAUUAUGGAAGUCGAGCGGCGAACCACGCGGGGCGACCACAAGCACACCGAGGCGCACGGUGCGUUCUCCUCGCACAAACACCACGUAGCGCACGCGGGGAUCAAGCCCGCGGGCUUCCACGCGCAGCACGAGCAGCGGAUGCGCGGGCGCAGCACCGAGGGCCACGUGAUGUACAGCAAUUCGGAGAACGUGAAACGCUUGAUGUCAACCCCCACGGACCUGGAAAUCCAGGCACUGCAGAACAGCCGUCCGAAGCGGCUCAUGCUCCCCCCGGCGCAGUUCGCGACGCCCUGCGACCGGAGCGGGGGCCGCAAGGACCGGUUCGACAUCGACCAGGUCGCCCGGAAGGCCCGGUAUGCAUUGCAAAUAUGCCUGGGUCUGGAAACUUGUGAUGCAAGUCCGCGAACAAUAAGUGCUCUGUAAUGCGCCGCCAAGCAUGACAAGUUUUUGCGUGCUUCUGUGAUGCGUAUUUCGCAUGAGAAACUGCGCUUUUGCAUGACCGGCAAGACGACCUCUUGGUGGCCGCGCAAUACAGAUUGCAGAGUCAUGCCAGACUAGCAUGACAAUCUUCCAGACCCAGACAUUUUUGCAUCUGAUACCCGGUGGGCCAGCCCGAUCGGCCGGACGUCGCAGGGCGGGGCGGAAAUUCUCCAGUUCCACCCUAAAGGGUUCACGGAGGUUGAUGAAGCGGCUUUUGAGAAACAAGAGUCGAAGCUGGAACGGUCCCGGUCCGCGCCGCCCGGGAUGCUCGUGCACGGAAAGGGGAAACGCCUGAUGAAGGAGCGGGCACACACGACGUACGACAGCAGCAACGUGCUGAAGGUGCUGGUUCCGCCAAACAAGGAGGACGACAACGACCCGAUACCGGAGGUCUUCGGGUUCGACGAGCUGAUCACGUUCCACCCCAACCGCUUGGCCGGCCAGGCGAAGCGGGUGAACAGCGACGUGAUGAUCGACUGUCUGCGGUCACCGGACGCGGACUUCGCCUGGAACACCUAUUCGAAAUCGGGGUUGCGUUGCCGCGUGGCCGACGCGCACAAGGGGUGGCACUUGAAGAAAGAGAAGGACUCGGAACACGACAACGUCGACUAUUACCGAAAGCUCCACCGGGCAGGGGACAAAAACUUUGACGCGAUUCGCGGGAAAAAACACUUCCCGUACGAGCAAAAGGAUGAGGUCACGUUUCACAUGGUGGAAGAGGAGAAGGGAAAUGAUGCAACUCAAGAACGGGGAGGACCAGUGGAAUCGUAUCAAGUAACUGCGCUCCCGAAUUACCUUGAAGAUGCGUCGUCUGCUCAGGUGGGUUUAGCUGGUGCAGAAGGGAAGGAGGAGAUGGGCAUGAAAGGAGAAGGACCUCCCGCAAGGGCGAGUCCAGUUUCGAAGAAUAAGCAGAAGGGAGCCAAGAGGUCUGCUAAAGUCUCUACGUCUCAGUACACCGAAGACGACAUCAUAGCAGCCUCGCCCUAUCGUGCCUCCUCGAUCAUCAGUCAGGUGCCAGAGGAAGAGAUGCAGAUUCAGGGAGCUGGUGGCAAUAAAAGUAAACCAGGUGGCGCAGCCACCAGAGCCUCAAAUAAAUCGAACGGGCGGAGCAAGUCGAAAAACAAAAACGGCACGAAUUCAUCCCCGCAGAGGAGGAGCAAAACCGAGGUGAAGCGGCAGGCGCCGGCUUUUCGAGCGGCGUCGAUUAUCAAUCAGGUGCCCGAAGAAGAGAUUGUGAUGGAUAGCGUCAGGCUGUCAUCUGCUUCUAGAGGUGGUUCUGGGGUAGAAGAUUCUGCGAAGAGGGGUAAAAAAGACGCGCAGAGAGAUGCACAACCAAAGCUGCGGCAAGGCCAAAAUAGAACCUCGAAUAAGCCAAGACCUUCAUCCGGUAUAGACAGCUACGUCGACAACCUCAAGAAGCCCGCGAGUGAGGUGAUUGCACAGCAAAAGGCAGCCAAGAGCAAAAAGGAUAAAGGUUCAUCGAGAGGAGCAAACGCAGAAAGGGACUGGGCCACUGUCGCGGAACACCGCAGGAGUGUGCAGGAAGGGAGACUACUGCAGCAAGCUGCAGCUAUCAAAUGCAAAUGUGCCUAGGGGGUAGGGUAGGCCCAAAGCUUUUGGGUCGAUAAAAAUACAGCUUUUUUUGCAUUUUUGGCAUACUUGCUUCAACAAAAUUGCAGAGCUUUUGCCCCAUUUGCACAGUCCAUAUGUAUCCACUUAUUGCGCCACGGCUUCGUCUGCGCUUUCUUUGUUUUGUGCGCGUGCUAUGUGGCUCUUCAAUUUUGUGCUGCGCGUUGAAGAUGCUGCGCCGCUAGUCAUCUCGCCAUGAAGAAGUCCACGGGGGGGCCGUUGUCGGGGGCAGGCCGCCGCCUGCUGCUGCAGCGCUUUUCUCAGCGGCAACGGGCCAAAAAGUUCUGGGCCCGUUGCUGCAAGUGGGAUCUGGAGCAAAUUUCUCGGCGUAGCCCGAAAGGCCCGCCCGAAACCCCAAUCGCGAUGAUUUGUCUGCAAAGGUUUACACUUAGUUGCGAACAAAUUCACAGUCGUGCCAUGGCCUUUUGCGAGUACGCAGCAGCGUGCGUACUCGCUCCUCACCCAUGGCCUUGGGCCUUUUUCAUCGCAGCGCGGCGCUUCCAGGCACCUUCGUCGAAACUGCUUGUGCGUCUUCGGCAUCCGCUUCUCAUUUGUGGAAGGAUGUUUUCUCUUGUCCGGUGCGUCUUCGGCACCAGCUUCGGCACCAGCUUCGGCACCAACUUCGGCACCAGCUUCGCCACCAACCUCAACACCGGCUUUUUUCCACCUUCUCGCUAAUUUUUUCUGUGUUUAUCCUACCCCCUAGGCACAUUUGCACAGGAUAGCCCUAGGCACAUUUGCACAUUUGCACGUGCAGGAACAGAGACUACUGCAGCAAGCUGCAGCAACGGCAGAACCAAUGGCAAUGCAGCAGCGCGCGUCGGCGGCGGAGGCAAUGGCAGCAGGAGCAGGUGCUCACGAGCCUGUAAUUCCACCAGCGACCACGAUUGGCCACCGCGGGGACGGAAGGUACUGAAAUCAAUGUUUCCUUUGGAAGGUGCAACUGAUUUUUGAACUCAACUAGGUUCUUCGUCUUCUGGAACGAGAUUGGGAUUAAUUUGAGUAUUCUUGCGGAACAUCAAUAUGACAAAUCCAAUCAAGAUGUUAGUAGAUGUUCGCUUGCUGGCACAUUCGUACUGAUCAUUUGUCCAGCCAAACAGCCAUCAAUUUCCUAUUUAUUAUCCCUUCCCACCUCAGCCACUUCGACGCUUCCCAGCGGCAGGCCCCGCACGUGUUUCCUUUCAACACCGUUCACACCCACCAGCGGGGCCCCAACCACGGGCACAACAAGCGACAGACCCGGCUGUCGCGGACCGCGCGAAACGUGCCGCAGUUUCAACACAUCUGGCACAACGAGAUGCUGCACAACCGAAACGACCUGCAGGCGACGCGGUUCAUUCGCUCGAACUUUCAGACCGAGUCCAACCGCGUGGGCGCCGGGCGCGUGGACCCGCCGUUUGCCCCGGGUAGUGCGGACCACUACCGACAGCACAAGCGGAUCCUGAUCGCCAUGGACCCCUCGAGGUUGCACGGCGAAGACCCCAUCACCUGGAAAACGGACAACACCCGGGAGGGGCUUUUUGACGCAAAAAGCGGGGAUGAGUAUGAUUUUUUGUAGGGAAAACACAGGCGGACGCAUUCGUUCAAUCAUCGUGAACGUAAAGCUAAAGAUUUCAUCGCUAGUCGUCUGCUGCUGUUUGGUGUAUGCGUCACCGAAGAAAUGGAAAGUAUUACGAGAGGACUACCCAAGAUCAAGAAGAUGAACAUCAAUGCUUUUUCAGAAUUUUGAUUUUGAUUUUGCCUAUCACCCAGGCGCCUGCAGGCGCUUUGUUUCUUAGUUUUUGGUCAUCUACUACACCCAUCUACUUCAGUAUCAGUACAUACCCUCAGAAGUUGUCCGAAUACCCUUCGGCAGAUGCGGAUGUCAAAUAUUUGUUUCUUUUUUGCUGUCGGAUGACUUGAGUACUCUACCUUGAGUUUCGGAAAAUGGAGCCACGACUUUCGAU
Messenger RNA from Amoebophrya sp. A120, 4778 nucleotides. The record is from the annotation of a GenBank genome assembly. Lineage: Eukaryota; Dinophyceae; Syndiniales; Amoebophryaceae.